UUUGGCGUAAGUGAUAAACGUUUGAUCUUACUGGCUUUUUUGGACAAGAGACUAAGGGAGUCUGUUGCUUUUCUUAUCUGCAUUUCAUGUACCCUGUAUGGAUAUAUAGAUAGAUUGUCUCAUGUUGAUAAACAAUUAGAUCCCUUAUGAACCAGCUGAAAAAAUUGCAUGCCCACACCCUUAGAAACGGUUUGGAUUUCACCAAGUUCUUGAUAGACAAGCUUCUUGAAAUCCCAAACAUCCCAUAUGCCCACCAACUGUUCGACAAUAUUCCUAACCCAACAAUCUUCCUCUACAACAAGCUCAUCCAGGCAUACUCUUCCCAUGGUCCGCAUGAUCAGUGUUUGUCUCUCUACAUUCAAAUGUGCCGCCGAGGUUUCGCCCCCAAUGCCCACUCCUUCACCUUCCUUUUUGUUGCCUGCACUAAGCUUUCCAGUCCCAGGCAAGGCCAAAUGCUUCAUGCUGAUUUCAUCAAGCAUGGCUUCCAAUUUGAGGUCUUUGCCUUAACUGCAUUGGUUGACAUGUAUGCUAAGAUGGGAUCGGUUCAUUUGGCUCGAAAGCAAUUCGAUGAGAUGAAAAUAAGGGAUGUGCCCACAUGGAACUCCUUGAUUUCUGGGUAUGUCAAGAGUGGGAAUAUGGAGGAAGCUUUGCAUUUGUUUUCGACAAUGCCUUCAAGGAAUGUCAUUUCUUGGACUGCUAUAAUAUCAGGUUACGCGCAGAACGGGCAGUAUGGGAGGGCUCUGGCCAUUUAUAGAGAGUUGGAGAAGGAGAAAGGAGUAGAGCCAAAUCAAGUGACCAUAGCUAGUGUUCUUCCAGCUUGUGCAAAUCUGGGGGCAUUAGAGUUUGGGCAGAGGAUUGAGGCUUAUGCAAGGGCAAAUGGAUACUUCAAGAAUUUGUUUGUCUGUAAUGCUGUAUUGGAAAUGUAUGCAAAAUGUGGCAAACUGGAUGCCGCAAUGGAAGUGUUUGUUGAGAUGGGCAAGAGGAGAAACUUGUGCUCUUGGAAUACUAUGAUCAUGGGUUUAGCUGUCCAUGGGAAAAGCAAUGAAGCACUGGAUCUCUUCCACCAAAUGCUGGGAGAAGGGAUUUCGCCAGACGAUGUUACAUUGGUGGGAGCAAUCUUGGCAUGCACACAUGGAGGCAUGGUUGCAAGAGGCCGGGAGCUCUUCAACUCCAUGGAACAAGAAUUCUCCAUAGCUCCAAAACUGGAGCAUUACGGAUGCAUGGUUGAUCUUCUAGGGCGCGCAGGGCAACUGCAAGAAGCUUAUGAUCUGAUACAAAGCAUGCCAAUGAGAGCUGAUCCCGUGAUUUGGGGGAGCCUGUUGGGAGGGUGCAGUUUCCACUGCAACAUUGAACUGGGCGAGAAAGCAGCAGAGUUCUUGUUUGAAUUGGAGCCAUGGAAUCCAGGAAACUAUGUGAUUCUGUCGAAUAUAUACGCGAGGGCGGGGAGGUGGGAUGGCGUUGCACGGCUGAGGAAGGUGAUGAAGGGAUCACAGAUCACAAAGGCAGCAGGCUAUAGCUUCAUUGAGGAAGGAGGGCAAGUUCACAAGUUUAUUGUUGAAGAUAAGUCACACCCAAAAUCUACUCAGAUAUAUGCACUACUUGAUGAAAUCACAGCCAAGACUAAGUUGUAUGAUGCUGAUAUUGCCAUUGAAUACUAAGCAGGAAACUAAUUACUUGUCCGCUUAGGUUUGAACCUCGGCAAGUUUUUGAGUAACAGGUUUUGGGCAAGAUCAGAAAACU
Messenger RNA from Ipomoea nil (Japanese morning glory), 1740 nucleotides. Its product is annotated as pentatricopeptide repeat-containing protein At5g08510. Bases 147 to 1658 code for a protein of 503 amino acids. Gene Ontology annotation, molecular function: RNA binding; protein binding. The transcript has 3 exons. Lineage: Eukaryota; Viridiplantae; Streptophyta; Magnoliopsida; Solanales; Convolvulaceae. The record is from RefSeq and is a predicted model, not a curated record. Gene Ontology annotation, biological process: RNA modification.